This is a messenger RNA of Striga hermonthica, 3969 nucleotides long. Lineage: Eukaryota; Viridiplantae; Streptophyta; Magnoliopsida; Lamiales; Orobanchaceae. The record is from the annotation of a GenBank genome assembly.
AUGGAACUUCAUCCUUCUACAUUUGCGCUGUCGUACAUGCGCAAUGUGUGGCGAUUCACUGUUAUCACGACGAUUUCAGGGAAAGAAACAGAUGGAGCAGUGAACUGUAGAUCCUCAGUGAAGUUCAACUCGAGAGAUAAUUCUUUGGGAGCUAAUACCUUAGGGAUGGAACAGAAAGUGAGUGACUCUGUAGCAGAAGGUGUUGUCUUCUGUUUGGAGGAAGUCCUAAAGAAAUGCUAUUUAGGAUCUCUUGACCAGAUGGUUGUGGUAUUGAAGAAAUUGACCCAUGGAGCUAUGCUGUCUCCUUUGGAAGCUUCAGAGGAGUUCCGUGAAGGAGUAAUAAGGUGUUUCAGGGCUCUACUGCUUAAUUUAUGUCCUUGUCCUGAUGUAUCCUGUCCGUGCAAACAAAUUGGUGAUUGCCCAGUUAUUCCAGCUGGAAAAGAGUUACAAUUUCUUGAUACGAAAUUAUCGAAAUGUAAUACAGUCUCAGGGGAAUGUUUAUUAGCAUUUCUUCAGUCUGAACCUGCUUCUGCUGCAGUUGGGCACUGGCUCUCUCUUCUGCUGAAGGCAUGUGCUGCAGAUAUUGAGGCAGCACGAGGUCUCCGAGGCAGUCCAAGACUUCGAAUUGAAGCCUUGAUAACACUUCGAGUGCUUGUUGCUAAGGUCGGCACGGUAGAAGCAUUGGCUUUUUAUUUACCAGGUGUUGUCAGUCAAAUGGGAAAAAUAUUGCAUGCAUCGAGAUCAAUGGUUAGUGGGGCGGCUGGAAGUACAGAAGCCUUGGAUCAGGCGAUUAGAGGGUUGACCGAGUAUCUGAUUAUAGCUCUUGAAGAUUUUGCCAGCUCAUCUAUCCCUGGUGUACCAGUGAAUGAAAUUUCUGAUAUCCAUGCAAGAACAGAAAAGCCUCUUGCAUCUAUCCUGGACGAACUUCGUCAACUACCUCUUAAUAACCCAGAAACAAAUGAUGAUGUCAGAGGCCCAACUGAAAAUCAAUCGAGAGGCAUUAUAAUGUCUUGCAGAGAUAAUUCUCUAAAGAGUUCUGAUGUUAAAGAUGGAUCUCUGCGUGUAAAGCGUACGGCAGAUUGGUUGGCAAAUACUACAGCUCAUGUUAGCAAACUAUUGUCUGCAACUUAUCCACAUCUAUGUGUGCAUCCAAGUAGAAAAGUGAGACUGGGACUUUUGGCUUCUGUAAAGACUCUUUUGUCUAAAUGUAGUUACACACUGAAAGAAAGCAGAUUGAUGCUUUUGGAAUGCCUGUGUAUUUUUGUCUGUGACGAUUUCGAAGACGUUUCUUCAGAGGCUUGUGCAUUCUUCAGACUCCUGGGCCAAUCUAAAGCUAAACCUUUACUUAAACAUGAUAUUGCUGAGGUUUUUAGUAGGUUACUUGAAAAACUUCCUCAAGUCAUACUGGGUAAUGAUGAAUCACUUGCACUAUCACAUGCCCGAAAGCUGCUGGCAGUUGCAUAUUUUGGAGGUCCUCAACUCAUUGCAGACCGCGUUCUUAUGUCUCCUGUGUCAGCUGCUCGUUUCUUGGAUAUUUUUUCCCUCUGUUUCAAUCAGAACUCAGUAUAUUCUGGUUCACUCAACAAGCUUGCAGUAGCGAGACCAUCCUUAUCAGGCUUUAUGCAUUCUAUAUCUGAGAUCAAAGCUAUUAUCAGUGCAGAUGACGAAAAUUCCCACUUUUUAGGUUUUCAAAACAGGAAAAACUUGUACACAUCCGAACCAUUAAUGAACGAAUAUGAGCUGCCUAGAAUGCCACCUUGGUUUGUUCAUGAGUGUAGCCAAAAGCUGUACCAGACCCUUGCAGGAAUUCUAAGACUUGUCAGCUUAUACACUUUCGCAGAUUCCGAGACAGAGGGCUCUUAUUCUGGUUUGAUUGAUAUUCUCAUGGGACACCUUCGCGAAUUGACAUCUGAGCUACGAACGAAAGAAUACCGCAAGAACAGCUGGCAGACAUGGUACAGGUGGCCUGGUUCGGGCCGUUUGGUGAGGCAGGCUAGUACUGCUGUAUGCCUUCUGAACGAGUUGAUGUUUGGGCUGUCUGAUCGGGCCGUCAUGUCAUUUGGCAGAAUAUUUGGGUCCAGCCCACAAGAUAAAACCAAAGGCCAAUAUGAAGAUGCAUUGCUAGAAAGUUGGGUUCAUAAGCUCCAUGAAAAGAGAGGUGAAAAAAGGACUCAUUUGAUCGAUUGCAUCGGUGGUAUACUGCAUGAAUAUUUGUCGCCUGAAAUAUGGGAUCUUCCUCUUGGGCCCUCAGCUUCUCUAGAACAAUCCGGAGAAGAUGGGGAUAUAAGCUUGCACUUCUUUAGUGAUAAUGGGAUGCUGCAUCAGGUUAUUAUUGAAGGAAUAGGCAUAUUCAACAUAUGCCUUGGUGAACAAUUUUCAUCAUCUGGAUUUCUUCAUUCGUCACUUUACAUGUUGCUUGAGAAUGUUAUUUGCUCGAAUUUUCAAGUCAAAAGGGCUGCUGAUGCUGUGUUGCAUGCUAUCUCUGCUAUGCAGAACUGUCCAACUGUAGGUCACUUGGUGUUGGCAAACUCCGACUAUAUAAUCGAUUCCGUUUGUAGGCAACUGCGCCACUUGGAUCUUAAUCCACACGUGCCUAAUGUUCUUUCGGCCAUGCUUUCUUAUGUUGGGGUAGCUGAUAAGAUAUUGCCAUUGUUGGAGGAGCCGAUGCAUUCGGUCUCUAUGGAGCUUGAAAUUCUCGGGAGGCAUCGUCACCCGGAUUUAACCUUGCCUUUUUUGAAGGCAGUGGCAGAAAUAGCCAAAGCUUCCAAACGUGAGGCUAAUAAAUUACCCAAUCAAGCCGAGUCAUGCAAGAAGGAUAUCAGUUCGAAAAUUGCGAAUGCAGAGAAGAGAGAAGGAACGCUCUAUGACCGUUCUGAAUCAUAUGCUAAUGAUUCCAUAGACACUGAGAAAAUGGACACUGAUGAGGAAGUUCACCUGAUUGGGUCUGAAAUGCAAGAGGAGGAAUGGGAGAAAGUUAUAUUCAGGUUUAACGAUUCGAAAAGAUACAGACGAAUAGUGGGAUCCAUUGCAGGAUCAUGUCUAAUUGCUGUAACUCCGUUAAUUACUUCAGCUGACCCAGCUGUAUGCUUGACGACACUAAGCGUAAUUGAGGAUGGUAUUAUAGUGCUUGCAAAAGUGGAAGAAGCCUACAAGCAUGAAAGCGAAACGAAAGAGAUGAUCGAACAAGUCAUUGAGUCAUGCUCGUUUCAUAGUCUUAUGGAUACUCUUGGUGCUGUUGAGGAUGAGACGCAGGAGAAUAGAUUGCUUCCUGCAAUGAAUAAAAUUUGGCCGUUCUUGGUUGCUUGCUUCCGGAGUAAAAAUCUAUUGGCCAUCAGGCAGUGCUGCCGCACAAUCGCCAGCAUUAUCCAAAUCUGCGGCGGAGACUUCUUCUCCCGCCGUUUUCAUACCGAUGGGGCCCACAUUUGGAAACACCUAACCACAUCACCUUUCCAGUCGAGAUCCCCCGAAAAGUCCCCUCUAAAGCUCCCUUACAGAAAAAGCUCCUCACAUGCCGAAAAGUCACCAGCCGAGACUUCCAACAUAAAGGUUCAAGCCGCAAUACUCGACAUGAUCUCGGAUUUAGCCGGAAAUAAGAAAAGCGCCUCAUCAUUAGAAGCUGUUUUGAAGAAAGUAAGCGGAAUUGUGGUAGGGAUAGCGUGCAGUGGUGUAAAAGGCCUGCAAGACUCGUGUGUGAACGCCUUGGUGGGAUUAGCUUCGAUCGACCCGGAUUUGAUAUGGCUACUUUUGGCCGAUGUUUAUUACUCAAGGAAGAAAAACGUGCCGCCAUUACCACCUUCUCCCGAGUUCCCGGAGCUGGGUGAAGUUCUCCCUCCACCGGGCUCAUCAAAGGAGUAUCUUUACGUGUUGUAUGGAGGUCAGAGCUUUGGAUUUGACGUCGAUUUUAGUGCCGUGGAGACUGUUUUCGACAGACUUUAUGUGCAGGUUUUCACCUCACAGAUGUACAAAUGA